Ylistrum balloti is the source of this 2028-nucleotide messenger RNA. RefSeq names its product myogenesis-regulating glycosidase-like. Gene Ontology annotation, molecular function: hydrolase activity, hydrolyzing O-glycosyl compounds. The transcript has a single exon. Bases 1 to 2028 code for a protein of 675 amino acids. The record is from RefSeq and is a predicted model, not a curated record. NCBI's taxonomy places the organism in Eukaryota, Metazoa, Mollusca, Bivalvia, Pectinida, Pectinidae. Gene Ontology annotation, biological process: carbohydrate metabolic process.
AUGGCGGAUAAAGCUCAAGCACGCGGCGGACGUCGGACAGUUAUACUCGUCGCUGUUUUUGUGGCGCUUGUAUGUGUUGCGGUCGGAAUGAUCGUAUGGGCAACAACGAGAAAAAGUAACGAAAAAGACGAUUCGGCUGAAGAGUUGUCAUGGAAGGUUGGUAAUGCUGAUCUUCGGAGAAAUACCCAAACAUAUUAUCUCUUCAAUGGACUGAGUGUGAAAUUCAACGGACAACUUGGCGUGAAUCAGUCACUUGGAAUACCUCGGGACUGUACACAAGAUGUAAAGAUGGACUUGUGCCUCGACUGGGACAAAGACCGGAAGCUCGAAAUAGUACACAGUCAGACAGGAGAAGUUUCUUGUUACGAUAUUGAAUGGACAGCGAAAAUGUGCCCCGGUCAGAUUCUAAAGGAUUGUUAUGAUAUAGGCGCGAGUCACUGGUACGGAGGCUACGAAGAUUAUCACCAAUACUGGCCUCUCGAACGGACAACUCGGGAAACCUCGGCUUACGUCCCUACAGACACAUACAUGGAUAAGAUUGGUGAUGUCGUCGACAGGUAUUUCAUCUCAACAGACGGUAUUGGGAUAUUUAUCGAGAAGGACGUUCCUUUGUUCAUCAGUAUCAAUGAAACACACGACAAGAGAAUUUGUCUGACGUCAACCUAUAACGGAAUUUACCCAUAUGUUAACACUCAAGGGAAAUUACCAUUCCUCAAAUACCAUGUCUGCCAGGCCCUAAAUGUUCGCACGAUUCAUGAUUACAUGUCUAAUAGGUUUCGAAGCAAACCUUUGGAUAUUCCUGAUGAACAAAUCUUCAAGUAUCCUAUAUGGUCAACUUGGGCACAAUAUCAUACCGACAUUAAUCAAACGACAACUCUACAAUUUGCUGAUGACAUCCUCAACAACAACCUUUCUCACUCACAAUUAGAAAUCGACGAUAACUGGACACCUAAAUACGGCGAUAUGACCUUUGACAUGUCGAAAUUUCCAGACGCUAGAGGCAUGAUGGAAGACCUCACAAACAAAGGUUUCCGGGUAACGAUAUGGAUUCAUCCAUUUUUUAAUAUUGAUUCUGAAAAUUUCAAAAUUGGGGCAUUAAAGAAAUAUUUUCUCCGUCAGGUGGGGAGCGACCUUCCGGCUCUGGUGUCUUGGUGGCGGGGAAAUGCUGCCGCUGUGCUUGAUGUUUCGAAUCCUGAAGCCGUUGUUUGGUUCUUAGGAUUUCUCAACCAAUUACAGACCGAGUACAAUAUAAGUUCAUUUAAAUUUGACGGCGGCAAUGGUAACGCGAUUCCUAAAGUGUUUGUUUUUCAGAAUAACGACAGCAAUCCUUAUGUAUAUGCCGAAUUGUGGUCGCGUCUAGCGUAUCAGUCCGACACCAUUGUUCGGCACCAAGAAGUACGUGUUGGGGCGAGUACACAGGAUCUUCCAAUGUUUGUUAGGGUAUUGGAUCUCACUUCUUCUUGGGGUCGGAACAACGGUCUAGAAAAGCUUAUCCCGGUUGCUAUGACGUUCGGUCUUCUUGGAUAUCCAUAUGUUUUACCAGAUAUGAUCGGUGGAAAUGGAUACAUUGGACUUCCGGAUCGGGAAUUGUAUAUCCGAUGGCUUCAAGCCAACACAUUCCUUCCUGCCAUGCAGUUUUCGAUCGGUCCUUGGCUAUUUGACGAAGCAGUUGUUAAUAUUUCUCGUGAAUAUAUUGACCUACAUUCAAAGUACGCUGAAGUCUUUAUCAGUCUUGCACGUGAAGCUACAAGAACCGGUGCCCCAAUUAUCAGACCGUUAUGGUGGGUUGCACCUGGUGACGAGAACGCACAAACAAUAGACUCCGAGUUUCUUCUUGGCAACGAUAUUCUUGUCGCUCCCAUUUUGAAGAAAGGGGCCCGCCAUAGGGAUAUCUAUCUGGUUGAAGGGGCGUGGCAGGAUAUGCUAAGGGGCUCGGUCUUGCAGCAAGGUUGGAUACGAGAUUACGCUGCAGACAUACACGAGCUGCCGUACUUUAUUAGAUUAAAUGGUUCCGUUGCCACCAGUUAA